Molecule: messenger RNA, 1345 nt
Organism: Fonticula alba
Lineage: Eukaryota; Rotosphaerida; Fonticulaceae
Exons: 6
Coding region: 151-1323 (390 amino acids)
Biological process (GO): cellular response to misfolded protein
Cellular component (GO): endoplasmic reticulum membrane
Molecular function (GO): Hsp70 protein binding
Source: RefSeq, a predicted model, not a curated record
CCCCCCCCUCUUGCCCGCCCUGCCCUGGCCGCUUGUUGCCCCUCCCCUCCCCCUUAACCGCCGGAGCCUGUCCCUACCCAGUCUCGGCCUCUCUCAUUCCCUCCUUCUCCCUCUUGCCCGUCGGCCAGUCCCCUUGUUCGCCCUCGCGGAAUGACCGACCAAGCCCCCGCGUACACGAAGGAGCAGCAGGAGGCCGUGGCUGCCAUCCUGCGAUGCAAUGACUACUAUUCGGUGCUCGGUGUGGCGCAAAAUGCCACCGAGACGGACAUCCGCCGGGCCUAUCGCCGGCUUGCCCUCAAUUUCCACCCCGACAAGAACCACGCUCCCCGUGCCAAGGAGGCCUUCAUGAUGAUUGAUGAGGCCUUCCGCGUCCUCUCGGACAAUGACCGCCGGCGGCGCUUCGACAUGACCGGCGCCUUCGAGCGCGGCGGGGCCACGGCCGCCAGCCGCGAGAGCACCGCCUCCGCCGGCGGCAGUGGGACGUUCCCCUUCUCGGCGCACUCGGCCGGGACCCGGCGCCGGGCCGGGGGCUUCGACCCACACAUGUACAACGGGGCGAACUUCAACUUCGCCAACAUGAACCCGCAUGACCUGUUCACCUUCAUGAUGUAUGGCCCCUUCGAGGGUGCCCAGCGGCGGCCGGGCUCCAUGCACACGCAAUUUUUCAAUGUCCGCGGGGACAACUUCCCCGGGAUGUUUUCGCAUCCGGAUCGGGGCCGUGCGCGGGCGCGCGAUGGUGGCGCCGCGGCCGCCGGGCCACAGGGGCCCAUCGAGAAGAUUUGGAGCGCGGUGGCCACCGUGCUGCCGAUCAUCUUCAUCUUCCUGUUCCUGCUGUCGAACUUGACAACCAACCACGCCAAUGCCAGCUACACCGCGCCGCCGGACUUCACCUACCGGCAGGCCGACACGCACCCCACACCGCGGGUGACCGCCAACAUGGCCGUGCCGUACUUCGUGUCGGCGGCCUCUUUCGACCCGCGCUUCCCGGCCUCCUCGAACGCGCUCAAGGUGCUCGAGCAUACCAUCGAGCGCGAGUACGUCCGGUCCUUCUUCGACGCCUGCAAGGCCGAGUAUGACAUCCGCCAGCGGCUGCUCCGCCAUGCUACCCUGAAUGGCAGCGAGGCCGACCGCAAGGUCGCCGAGGCCCGGCCCACCUACUCGUGCGACAUCUACUGGGCCCUGAAGUCCGGCAAGCUGGUGACCGACAUCAGCGACCUGCUGGCCCGGCGCCAGGCGGCUCUGGAGGCCGAGCCGGCGGCCAUCCGCGCGCGCAUCCCGGCCGCCCCGCCGAUCAAGCCGCCCCGCCCUGGAGCCCGGUCCUAAGGUGUGUGUGUGUGUGUGUGUG